AUGGUAGGCUCAACUAUGUUUCACCUUCUUCUUUCGUCUUUUCUGCUCUGCAACUUCUUGCAGCUGCUGCAACCUGCCUAUGCCAUUAAAAAGUCGUACGUUAUAUACUUGGGAUCCCAUUCUCAUGGUCCGAAACCUUCCUCUGCUGAUAUGGACUUCGCCACAAGUUCCCAUUAUGAUUUACUUGCCUCCGUCUUAGGAAGCCAUGAAAGGGCCAAAGAAGCCAUCUAUUACUCAUACAACCGACACAUCAAUGGCUUUGCUGCAUUACUUGAAGAUGAUGAGGCAGAAAAGAUCAAGAAAAAUCCAAAAGUAGUGUCGGUGUUCUUGGGCCAAUCGCAUAAGCUGCAUACAACCAGGUCAUGGGGCUUUCUGGGGCAAGAAAGAAACGGAAGAGUCAGAGCUGACUCAGCUUGGGUCAAAGGAAGAUUUGGUCAAAAUGUGAUUAUUGGCAGCCUUGAUACCGGUGUUUGGCCAGAAUCGAAAAGCUUCAGAGAUGAUGGGUACGGUCCCGUUCCAAGGAGGUGGCGUGGAGGAUCAAAAUGCGAGCUUUAUAGUCUGUCUGGCCCCAACAGAACUCUCUGCAACAGGAAGCUGAUUGGAGCGAGAGCGUUCUAUAACGCGUACCAGAUAAAACACGGGAGGGUUACCGGUGUAAUUAGCGCACGUGACGUGGUGGGGCAUGGGACCCACACUCUGUCGACAGCAGGGGGCAACUUCGUGCGAAACGUGAGCGUUCGGAACAAUGGGAACGGAACCGCCAAAGGAGGAUCUCCAAGAGCUCGUCUGGCGGCGUACAAAGUUUGCUGGGGUCUUCACAAUGCUGAAGAUUGCGCCGAUGAAGAUACGAUUAAAGCUUUUGAUCAAGCCAUCGAUGAUGGUGUUGAUAUUAUCUCCGUUUCACUGGGUGGGAUUGCCGUUCCGAAUGUGAACGAUAUGUUGACCGAUGGAAUCUCCAUUGGAUCUUUCCAUGCGGUUUCCAGGGGAAUCAUAGUUGUUGCCUCCGCCGGUAACGAGGGACCAGAAUUUCAGACUGUGGCAAAUGUGGCGCCUUGGAUCUUCACCAUUGCUGCUGGCUCCAUUGACAGGGAAUUCAGCAAUAAUAUUACUCUUGGUAAUGGCCAAAUCAUUAAGGGCACAAGUAUUGAUACAAACUCGAGAUCUCAGAGGUUAAUUCCUGUGGUGAUUGCUGGCAAUGCCAGACUUCCUAACGUAACAUUUCAGGAUGCUCAGCUUUGCAAAGCUGGAACUCUUGAUCCUCGCAAAGUAAGGGGCCGCAUAGUAGUAUGCCAAAGAGGAAGGAGCCUCAGGCCUGUCGACAAGGGCCAAGAAGCAAACCGUGUACAGGCUUUGCAAAUGAUUUUACAAAAUGAUAAGCAAUUGAACACACGUACAGCCGAUGUUCAUUCUAUUGGUACUUCCAACAUUCCUUAUCCUCCUCCUCGCGAUCAGAGUGAGCCUAAAACGAAAAGCCACACCUAUUUCUCUGGAAACAAGAUGCCACUUGCAGCAAUGAGUAAUGCAAGAACAUUUAUACCAAAAAGGCCGGCUCCAAUAGUUACUGCAUUCUCAUCAAGGGGACCCAACAUGAUUCUUCCCUCAAUCCUUAAGCCUGAUGUAACAGCACCAGGUCAGGAUAUAAUCGCUGCUUAUUCAUCUGCCGCAAGUCCCACAAACCUUGAUUCAGAUCACCGUCGCUUUGACUAUAAUGCUUUAACGGGAACUUCCCAGGCAUGUCCUCAUGUUUCGGGCAUUGCUGGUCUAAUUAAAAAUCGCCAUCCUAGUUGGAGUCCUGCAAUGAUAAAGUCAGCAAUCAUGACCACGGCAAGCACGAUGGAUAAUACCAAUGGACCGAUUAAGGACGAACAAGAUGGUGGCGUAGCAACUCCAUUUCAUUAUGGCACAGGAUAUGUCAGACCCAACCUUGCCAUCGACCCUGGACUUGUUUAUGAUCUCAAAACUUUUGAUUACCUCAACUUGUUAUGCUUCUCUUUUUACGAGGAAAGAAUAAUUGAAGCCAUUAAUUAUAAUAGGCCAUACAAAUGUCCGAGGUUUUACAGACUAGAAGAUUUCAACUACCCUUCCAUCACAUUGCCUUUUCUGGGUGUGAAACCUGUCAAUGUUACUCGUAUAGUAACAAAUGUUGGGCCUCCAAGUACAUACACUGUAAAUGUGAAACCCCCAACAGGAUUUAAGGUUGUUGUUAUUCCAACAACUUUAACCUUUCAGAGGACAAACCAGAAGAAGAGCUAUAUGGUUAUUGUGCAGGCAACACGUUCGGCCAAAACUUUAGAGCCUUUAUUUGGAGAGUUGACUUGGAGUGAUGGCAAGCAUAAAGUGAGAAGUCCUAUAGUGAUUCCUCCAUGAGAAAAUGGCUACGUAGAUUUCAAUGUUACCAAUCCACUGUGUUUGUGUAAAAGUGUGUGAGGCAGUAGUGUUAAUUAGUGUGUGCUCAGAUGCGUGUGAAUGUACUCAUCUUUGUCUUAUUACAAUAACAA
Neltuma alba is the source of this 2498-nucleotide messenger RNA. RefSeq names its product subtilisin-like protease Glyma18g48580. Gene Ontology annotation, biological process: proteolysis. The record is from RefSeq and is a predicted model, not a curated record. Bases 1 to 2367 code for a protein of 788 amino acids. The transcript has 11 exons. Lineage: Eukaryota; Viridiplantae; Streptophyta; Magnoliopsida; Fabales; Fabaceae. Gene Ontology annotation, molecular function: serine-type endopeptidase activity.